Molecule: messenger RNA, 1629 nt
Organism: Photinus pyralis (common eastern firefly)
Lineage: Eukaryota; Metazoa; Arthropoda; Insecta; Coleoptera; Lampyridae
Product: decaprenyl-diphosphate synthase subunit 2-like
Exons: 3
Coding region: 297-1490 (397 amino acids)
Biological process (GO): isoprenoid biosynthetic process; ubiquinone biosynthetic process
Cellular component (GO): mitochondrion; transferase complex
Molecular function (GO): prenyltransferase activity
Source: RefSeq, a predicted model, not a curated record
AAGAAGAGACACAGCCAAACGUACAGAACCUCAAAAUCAAAUAUUUUUUGGUCUGGGCAUAGAAUUCUAGACUGUAAUAGAAUCUCAUAUUUCAAUGCAUAGAACCCCCUUAAAUGAGAAAUGGCGCAUUAACACAAAAUUGACUAUAUUGCCUUGCAUGGUCAUCGUCUGAAUAAAGAAAGUACAAGCCCAGUCUAGAGACUUACAAGGUUACUAUCUUAACCUUGUUGCAUGCUAGUAAUUGCCAUCAUGUGAUAUCGUGGGAACAAUUAAGUCUUCAUUUAGUUUUGGUACCAAUGGCCUUAAAGCAUACACAAAGCCUUUUCCGGGCAAAGUUUCUGCGAAAUAUCCAUCAUCACUCACCCGCCAUAGUAGAAGCUAAAGCAAAUCUGACACAGGCAGUUACCGAGGCAGAAAAGGUAGUGGGCUACCCUACCUCCUUCUUAAAUCUACGCUGGUUGCUUACUGACGAACUAGCAAAUGUCGCAAAGCAUAUUCGGAAGUUAAUUAAAGUGAAUCACCCUUUAAUCGAGGAAGCGAGGAAAAUAUUUAUGGGGAACAACAACGAUAUGCCUUCUUGGGGUCUUAUCGUCUUAUUAGUUUCGAAUUCGUGUGGUAUAAAGGAAAGCUUUUCCGAAUAUGAUCGCGAUACGAGCUCCGGAGUUUUAUAUAGUCAAAGGGCAUUGGCGGAGGUAACUGAAAUGAUACGCAUCAGUAACAUUCUUCAUAAGAAUGUUGUAAAUGUCGAUAAGAAAAUGUUAGAUGAGUUGGCGGAUCUGAACUUCGGUAACAAGUUGGCUAUGCUUAGUGGAGAUUAUUUGCUAAGUAAAAGCUUUCGCGAACUUGCCCUGCUAAAAAAUUCAGAUUUAAACGAAUUGAUGUCAUCUUCACUACGCGAUUUGGCCGAAGCCGAUUUUAUUGGAAUUGAAACCGAAUUCGCGGCGCAAUUACCGUGCAAACCAGUCAACGCGCCAACUGCCUUGAAAAUCGUUGAUCAUUUUGGAACAGAACCCCACAAAGUACACGAGAUUUUGGGAAAUCCCAUCGCGGAAUGGACGCUAAGAACCACCUUAGGGGGCGCCACUUUGCUAGCAAAAUCCUGUCGAGGUGCUUUGAUCCUUGCUCGACAUUCCGAACCCCUACAGAAGUUAGGUUUUUUGGUUGGAAAAAAUAUAGCACUUGCUUGCCAAGCGAAGAUCGAUCAAGAGCCAUUUUUACCAGGACAGUCGGGUACAUUUAGUUUAAUCAGCGCACCUGUGAUGGUGCAUUUGAAUCAUUUUCCUAAUUUUUAUGAGAAAUUGAUGACCUCAAACAUUGACUAUGACAGUAUUAGACAAGAAAUACAAAGUGGUCCUGGUUUAGAAGGUGCGCAGGAUUUACAACAACAUUUUUCAAAGGAAGCGUUGCGUGUAUUGAACGAGUUACCGAAUUCUGAUGCUCGAAUAGCUUUAGAGAAUAUUGUUAAAACGUUACAUAGUUCUGAUUUGUAGUUCCUAUUUAGCAAUGUGAAUAUCUAGUCAUUGUAAGUAGAUGAUUCAUCUACAUGCUAGGCAUUCUUAGUUUCCAGAUAUUUUUGCUGUUAUUGUUUUGUUUUUAAGAAAAGCAAUAAAAAGAGUUAAUAUACACUAG